This is a messenger RNA of Stomoxys calcitrans (stable fly), 9741 nucleotides long. RefSeq names its product neurofibromin (gene Nf1). The transcript is spliced from 25 exons. Lineage: Eukaryota; Metazoa; Arthropoda; Insecta; Diptera; Muscidae. Gene Ontology annotation, biological process: regulation of GTPase activity. The record is from RefSeq and is a predicted model, not a curated record. Bases 267 to 8612 code for a protein of 2781 amino acids.
AAACAACUUUUAAACAGUAAAAAAAUAAAAAUUAUUCUUACAUUAUAAGUUCCUCGGUUAACGGCGGUGUUAAGAGUGUUUUAAAGUGUUAAUAUUUAUUGAAAGCUCCCCAAAGUCAUUGAAAGGAACUUAAUGUGAAUUGCUCGUUACCACCUAGGAUGGAAGAUGAUAUACUCGCUUAGCUUUUGUUUUUGGAGAAUACAUGCUGCUCCACUGAAAAUUUAAAUUUGAAAAAUUUAUAAACGAAAAAAAAACAAAUCCUCAUCAUGGGCACUCAAAAACCAGGCGAAUGGGCCAAUUCACUUUUGGCUCGUUUCGAAGAUCAGCUGCCCAACAAAACAAAUGGACCCCAUGGCACCCAGGCUCGCAUGAGCCAGGAUCAACUGGUGGGCUGUCUAAUACAUAUAUCACGUUAUCGUUUCUCCCUGGUCAUAUCGGGUUUGACUAAAAUGCUGCAACGUGUUAAUGAAGCAGCCAUGCAAAACCGUCAUGAGACCGAUCGUUGUUACUUUGAAUCUCUUAUUAUUAUACUAACUACCCUCGAAAGAUGCCUAACCAAUCAAACAAAAGAUACCGCCCGCUUCGAAGAAGCCAUGAAUGUUAAACUAUUGCUGCGAGAAAUCACCCAAUUUAUAGAUGUACAAAGUGACAGUAAUCCCAAUGCGGCCCAAUUGAAAAUUUUGGCCUCCAAAGUGUUGUUUGCCUUAUCGCAAAAUCAUUUCUCUGCGGUAUUCAAUCGUAUAUCGGCUCGCAUUCAGGAGUUGACCUCUUGCUCUGACGAAAAUCCUGAUUAUUCUGAUAUUGAAUUGAUACAGCACAUUGAUAUGGAUAUGAUUAAAUUGACCAAAUUGUUGCAGGAGGCCAUAACCAAGUUUCGUUCAAAAAAGGCACCACCUUUGAUCCUUUUAAAUUCUAUAGAGAAAGCCAUAUGGAAUUGGAUAGAAUAUCAUCCACAGGAAUUUCAGGAUUUACAAAGAGGCAUGAAUCGUGAUAUCUCGACUUGCUGGGAGCCGUUAUUGGAUUUUGUUGAGGCCUAUAAAGGAGAGAAUAAAAAGAGCAAAACAACUGUAUGGCCUUUGCAAAUGUUGCUUUUAAUAUUAAAUCCUGUAUGCUUGGAAGCAACCGUCAAUGAGCUGCAACAAGGUGAAAAGGAAAAAGAAAAGCUUGCCUCCAAGACACAAUCACGUGACAAGGAUUUUUCGGCCAAGCAGUUCAUUGAAAGUGUUAAGCGAGGCCUAGGUCCUCAUUCCCCCUCGAAAUUAGUUACCGAAUCUGCAGCCAUAGCCUGUGUAAAGUUAUGCAAAGCAGCCACCUAUGUCAAUAUCAACGAUUCCAACAAUGUCAUCUUCAAGCUGGUGCAAUACAUAAUCAAUGAUAUCAAAGCUUUGCUAUUUAAUCCGGUGAAGCCUUUUUCGCGUGGCCAGGGCUACAAUUUUGCUGACAUUGAAUUGAUGAUUGAUUGUUGGGUGUCAUGUUUUCGCAUUAAUCCACAUAAUAUAGAGGCUUUGAAAGUAUGUUUGAAUCUCAAUUCGCCACAGGCUUAUCAUUUUGUUAUAGUGUGUUCUCUAUUGAGAUUGGCUCACAUCUAUGUGGAUUUUCGUUUGCAAAGUAAAAAUCCUUUUCGUGUUGUCAACCAGCCCCGUCUUCCCUGGUGGCCCCAAACGGAUGUGGUGCAUUAUCGUUCUGCCGAGAUGAGAGCCUUAUUCACCGAUACUUUAAAUAAAGCCACACAAGGUUAUAUAGCCCAUACCCCAUUGAGAAUGAUUACCUCGCUAACCCUGAAAACAAAGGAUACGCAAAAGGGCCUGGCCAGGUCGGAAGAAGGGCCGGCACACAAAAUGUUAUUGUUAUUGUUAGUACGUUUAAUACAUGCUGAUCCCACCUUGUUAUUGAAUACCCAAGGCAAAGUAGCACUUGAAGUACAAAGUUCCACUCUGGAGCUCAUUAAUGGUCUGGUUAGUUUGGUCCACCAACCCUCCAUGCCAGAUGUGGCCCAAGAGGCCAUGGAAGCUCUUUUGGCUUUGCAUGCUCCCGAAAAGAUUGAAGUUUGGAAUCCCGAAGCUCCCAUUAAUACAUUUUGGGAUGUGAGCUCUCAAGUUUUAUUCUCCAUAUCACAAAAACUCAUACAACAUCAAAUAGCCAAUUAUACGGAUGUUUUAAAAUGGCUGCGUGAGAUACUUAUAUGCCGCAACACCUUUUUGCAGCGCCACAAAGAUUAUGCUCAUGUUGGCAGCCAAAUAGCCAUAUGUAAACAGGCUCAUAUCAAACUGGAAGUGGUAUUUUUCAUGUAUCUAUGGUCGGUGGAUUUGGAUGCUGUACUAACAUCACUCUCCUGUUUUGGUUUGUUGUGCGAAGAGGCUGAAAUAUGCUGUGGUUCGGAUGAGCUGACAGUGGCCAUGUUGGUGCCCAACUAUAUGAUCUAUCAGGAAUUGGCUCAACUAUCAUCAGCCGCCACCGAUUCACGCAUCUGUUUCUAUGAUAAUAGCCAUGGAAAUGUUUUGAACCGGCUACACUUGCAGAAACGUAUCAUGCAGCUCUUAAGGAAGAUUGAACACUGUGUGCAUGGUGUGCAGCCGGCAUGGGAAGAGACCUUUAGAAAUUGGGAAAUUAUGAGCAAAAUGUUACAAACCUAUCCCAAGUGUAAAACUGAGGAUGGCCAGGCCGAACUGUUUCAUCGAGGUGUGGGAAAACGACGAGCCAGUCAUCAAAGUUCUGAACAUGAUAUAGAGGAACAAAUAACCGAAUGGGCCAAUAUGACAUGGUUUCUAUUGGCCUUGGGCGGUGUUUGUUUGAUAAAGCGACGACAGCAAGUGGUGGCGGCACAGGCCUCACUGCAGGCCUUGGCCAAUCAGGCGCCAUUUCAUCAAUAUUCACAAAGCUUGGGUUCAUUUCAGCAGCCAUUGCCUUCAUUGGCUCAAAACUCUUUACAUUCCCUAUCGAGUUCUUCAAGUUCUGGCAGGGGUUCACUCAACCCCAACUCUAUAUCAUUGGCAGCAGUGCCUCAAGGGCCACAGCAGGAAGUGCAAUAUUGUCCAGUGACACAAUUCAUAGGCCAGUUAUUGCGUUUAUUAGUUUGCAGCAAUGAAAAAAUCGGCUUGAAUAUACAAAAAAAUGUCAAAGAACUGGUGGGUGAAGAAAUGUCCACCUAUCUCUAUCCCAUUUUAUUCGAUCAGAUACGCGCCAUUGUGGAGACCUUCUUCGAUCAACAUGGUCAAGUUAGUGUCACUGACAUUAACACUCAGUUCAUUGAACACAUUAUCUAUAUAAUGAAAUCGAUUUUGGAUCCCAAACCCAAUAAAGAUCCCAAUAAUGAGCAGCCUUCAACUUCUGAGAAUCUGGGUGUAACCAGCAUUGAAGGCAUGAUGUUGGGUAUAGUGCGUUAUGUACGUCACCUGGAUAUGACCGUGUAUGCCAUACGUAUUAAAACAAAAUUGUGCCAAUUGGUUGAAGUUAUGAUGAAACGUCGAGAUGAUUUGGCCUUUAGACAAGAAAUGAAAUUUCGCAAUAAAUUGGUGGAAUAUUUGUCAGAUUGGGUAAUGGGUACCUCACAUCAGAUAGCUCCACCCAGCUCCACAGAUCCUUCGAUGAUAACCAACACUUCUUUGAUUUUCCGUGAUCUGGAUCAAGCUUGCAUGGAAGCUGUGGCUGCUUUGCUGAGAGGACUACCCUUGCAACCUGAGGAAUCUGAUCGUGGCGACUUGAUGGAUGCCAAAAGUGCUUUGUUUCUCAAAUACUUUACCUUGUUUAUGAAUCUCCUAAACGAUUGCAUUGAUAGCUCUGAAGCUGAAAAGGAACUCAACAAUCCCCCUUUGUUGCCACCUCGCCCCCGUUUAGCUGCUGGCAAGCUAACGGCUUUACGCAAUGCCACCAUACAAGCCAUGUCAAAUCUUUUGGGUGCCAAUAUUGACUCAGGACUUAUGCACUCCAUUGAUUUGGGCUACAAUCCUGAUUUGCAAACGAGGGCUGCCUUUAUGGAAGUACUAACACAAAUUCUGCAACAAGGCACUGAGUUUGAUACUUUGGCUGAGACUGUAUUGGCUGAUCGUUUUGAACAGCUUGUGCAAUUGGUUACCAUGAUCAGCGAUAAAGGAGAAUUGCCUAUAGCCAUGGCUUUGGCAAAUGUAACAAAUGGCUCACAAAUGGAUGAAUUGGCUAGGGUGCUGGUCACUCUAUUCGAUGCCAAGCAUUUACUAUCACCUUUAUUGUGGAAUAUGUUCUAUAGAGAAGUGGAGGUUUCGGAUUGCAUGCAGACCCUAUUCCGUGGCAAUUCCCUGGGCAGUAAGAUAAUGGCAUUUUGCUUCAAAAUUUAUGGUUCUGCCUAUUUGCAAUUGUUGUUGGAGCCCUUAAUACGACCAUUAUUGGAUAAUCCCAAUACCUGUUUUGAAGUGGAUCCUGCCAGGCUUGAUCCAGGAGAUGACUUGGACGUUAAUCGUCGCAAUCUAAUAGCUUUGACAAAAAAAGUCUUUGAUGCCAUAACAAAUUCAGCAGAUCGUUUUCCUCCUCAACUGAGAUCAAUGUGUCAUUGUCUUUAUCAGGUUUUGAGUAAACGAUUUCCAAAUUUAUUGCAAAAUAAUAUAGGGGCAGUGGGUACGGUUAUAUUUUUGCGUUUCAUAAAUCCUGCCAUAGUUUCUCCCCAAGAAUUGGGCAUAGUGGGCAAACAAGUGCCCAGCUCUGUGAAACGUGGCCUUAUGUUAAUGUCAAAAAUUCUGCAAAACAUAGCCAAUCAUGUGGAGUUUUCCAAAGAGCAGCACAUGUUGUGUUUCAAUGAUUUUCUGCGUGAUCACUUUGAGAGCGGUCGUAGAUUUUUCAUACAAAUAGCCUCCGAUUGUGAGACAGUGGAUCAAACAUCGCAUAGCAUGAGUUUUAUAUCGGAUGCCAAUGUUUUGGCUUUGCAUCGUCUGCUGUGGACACAUCAAGAGAAAAUUGGGGAUUAUUUAUCCAGCAGUCGGGAUCAUAAGGCAGUGGGAAGAAGGCCAUUUGAUAAGAUGGCAACAUUAUUGGCAUAUUUAGGGCCGCCAGAACACAAGCCAGUGGAUUCACACAUGAUGUUUUCCUCCUAUCCACGUUGGAGCUCCAUUGAUAUGUCUUCUACCAAUUUCGAAGAGAUUAUGGUCAAACAUCAAAUGCAUGAAAAGGAAGAGUUUAAAGCCUUAAAAGCCAUGAAUAUUUUCUAUCAGGCUGGCAGCAGUAAAUCUGGAUAUCCGGUGUUCUAUUACAUUGCGCGCAGAUACAAAAUUGGUGAAACUAAUGGCGAUCUUUUGAUUUAUCAUGUCAUACUUACCUUGAAACCUUUCUGCCACUCCACUUUUGAGGUGGUCAUCGAUUUUACCCAUGUUAACUCCGAUAAUCGCUUCCGCACAGAAUUUCUUCAGAAAUGGUUCUAUGUCCUGCCUGCUGUGGCCUAUGAAAAUGUGCAUGCCGUUUAUAUUUACAAUUGUAAUUCCUGGGUAAGGGAAUAUACGAAAUUUCAUGACCGCAUAUUGGCUCCCUUAAAGGGUAAUCGCAAACUAAUGUUUUUGGAUUCACCAAACAAAUUGAAUGACUACAUCGAAGCAGAUCAACAGAAGUUACCCGGUGCCACUCUAUCCCUAGAUGAAGAUCUCAAAGUGUUUACCAAUGCUCUGAAACUAAGUCACAAAGAUACCAAAGUUGCCAUUAAAGUGGGUCCCACAGCUUUGCAAAUAACUUCGGCCGAGAAGACCAAAGUUUUGGCCCAUUCCGUCUUACUCAACGAUGUCUACUAUGCCUCUGAGAUUGAGGAGGUGUGUCUGGUCGAUGAUAAUCAAUUCACUUUGUCCAUAGCCAACGAAAGUGGCCAAUUAAGUUUCAUACACAACGACUGCGAUAAUAUUGUGCAAGCCAUCAUACACAUACGUAAUCGCUGGGAGCUAAGUCAACCAGAUUCGGUGACUGUGCAUCAGAAAAUCAGGCCCAAAGAUGUUCCUGGAACUUUGUUAAAUAUGGCCUUACUCAAUUUAGGCUCAGCGGAUCCCAAUUUGCGUACCGCAGCUUACAAUUUGCUAUGUGCUUUGACAGCCACCUUCGAUUUGAAAAUUGAAGGUCAGUUGUUAGAGACCCAGGGCUUGUGUAUACCCUCCAACAAUACCAUAUUCAUUAAAUCAGUCAGCGAAAAAUUGGCCACCAAUGAACCUCAUUUGACUUUGGAAUUCCUAGAGGAGUGCAUACAGGGCUUUCAACGCAGUACUAUAGAGCUAAAGCAUUUAUGCUUGGAAUACAUGACGCCCUGGUUAAAGAAUUUGGUGAAAUUUUGCAAAUCCAAUGAUGAUGCCAAGAAACUGAAGGUGUCGCAGAUUUUGGAUAAGCUGAUAUGUCUGACCAUCGAACAAAAAGAAAUGUAUCCCUCAGUGCAAGCCAAAAUAUGGGGUUCUGUGGGUCAAAUACCCGAGCUCAUAGACAUGGUUUUGGAUAAUUUCUUGCACAAGUCCAUAAUCUAUGGUUUGGGGUCACCCCAAGUGGAAAUUAUGGCUGACACCGCUGUAGCAUUGGCCUCGGCCAAUGUGCAAUUGGUCUCGAAAAAGGUUAUUACCCGCAUGUGUCGUGUCAUGGACAAGACCUGUACCAACCCCACCCCGUACCUGGAGCAACAUGUCAUGUGGGAUGACAUUGCCAUCUUGGGACGCUACUUACUCAUGUUGUCCUUCAACAAUUGUCUAGAUGUGGCCAACCAUUUGCCCUAUCUUUUCCACACCAUCACCUUCCUCGUUUGUUCCGGAUCGCUGUCGAUGAGGGCUUCCACUCAUGGUUUAGUUAUAAAUAUCAUACAUUCGCUAUGUACCUGCACCAAGCCGAUAUUUUCCGAAGAGGCUCAGCGAGUUUUGCGCCUAUCGCUGGACGAAUUCUCCUUGCCCAAGUUCUAUUUGCUAUUUGGCAUUAGCAAGGUAAAAUCGGCUGCUGUAACAGCAUUCCGUUCGAGUUGUCGCCAUCCCCCCGACAAGUGGCUGGGAAAUGAACGCGUCUCACAACCCUUGCCGCCGGAUAGAGAACGUCUAUCAUUGCCGUCCCUAGAAGUUAUUACCGAUGCUUUGCUAGAAAUAAUGGAGUCUUGCAUGCGUGAUGUUCCCGAUUGUCAAUGGUUGCAAACCUGGAAUUCAUUGGCGCGUAGUUUUGCCUUUUGCUAUAAUCCAGCACUGCAGCCCAGAGCGCUAAUAGUUUUUGGUUGCAUAAGUAAAAGUGUUACCGACCAAGAGGUUAAGCAGUUGCUAAGGAUUCUGGUAAAAGCGGUGGAGUCGUUCAACGACAUAACACUAAUAGAGGCUAUUGUAAUGUGUCUGACCAGAAUACAGCCGCUGCUGAGGCCGGAAUCUCCUAUACAUCGAAAUCUCUUUUGGGUGGCCAUAUCUGUGCUGCAAUUGGAUGAGGGUAAUCUAUAUGGAGCCGGUUUGGCUUUAUUGGAACAGAAUUUGCAUACCCUUAAGUCGCAGGGAUGUUUUGACAAUGCCAACAUUGCCGAGGUCAUGAUGUGUACGCGAGAAAAACUGGAAUGGCAUUUCAAACAGUUGGAUCAUGCAGUGGGUCUAUCGUUCCGCAGCAAUUUCCAUUUUGCUUUGGCCGGACAUUUGAUAAAGGGUUUUCGACAUCCCACACCCACCACAGUAUCGAGAACCUCCCGCAUUCUCACCAUGUUGCUGGGUAUUAUAGCCAAACCUUUGAGGCGAGAUAAAUUCGAGGUAACCCCAGAUAGUGUGGCUUAUCUAACUGCUUUGGUUGCGGUAUCCGAAGAAGUGAGAUCCAGAUGUCAUGUCAAACAUGCCCUACCUCGUUGGCCUGCCGAAUUUCCCGCAGAGAAUGGUGGUGGUGGUGGUGAAGCUGCUGCCACUAAUGGUGGAACUCAAAAUCAAUUUGGCAUGGCCUUAUCAAGACGUCAAAAAUCAUGGGACAUAUUGGAUCAAUCGGCUUUGAACUAUGCCCGCCAUCAUAAAGUACCUGCUCCUCCGAAUGCGAGAGUUUUAUUCAAAACUCAACGCUCCUUUUCGGUACCAACCACCAAAGAUCCAAAUAAUGCGAGUGGAAUCGAAGAUCGUCAGGAACGUGGCUCACGCACCUCGGUCUCAAAUGAAUCGAAUGUUUUGCUGGAUCCAGAAGUAUUGCCCGAUCUAUCCAUACAAGCCUUGGUACUUACCGUAUUGGCAACAUUGGUCAAAUAUACCUCCGAUGAGAAUGAGACUCGAGUACUCUACCAAUAUCUGGCGGAGGGUUCGGUGGUGUUUCCAAAAGUCUUUCCUGUCAUCCACUCCUUAUUGGACCAAAAAAUCAACAACAUUCUCUCGGUGUCUCAUGAUCAGGUGGUCUUGAAUUCAGUACAAAAUAUCAUACAGAAUAUGUUGGCCAGCGAGGAUCCUUCACAGCAGCAACUACAUUUUCUACAAAGUUGUGGUUUUGGUGGUUUAUGGCGUUUUGCCGGACCCUUUACCAAAUACAAUGUAAUGGGUGAAUCCUCGGAAUUGUUUGUCAAUUGCCUGGAGGCCAUGGUGGAGACUUGCCUGCCAGGCGAUGAACAACAAACACCCAUAGUUCCUUUAGUAAGGCCCUACAAUCUCAGUUCCAGCCUCAGCAGUCUAACGCUGGGCUCACCAACGGAUAAAGCUGCAUGAAUAACAACCAACCAGCCACGCACUAGACGUACAAUGUUCAGAAAUUUUCUACGUUUUCUCAAUUUGUUUAAAAAAUGUUUUUAAAUUUUGAAAAGUUUCAACUUGAACUAGAGGGCAUACAACGAAACGCAAAACCCUUUACAACUACCCUUUACUAAAUAGUGAUUGGCGAUCUAAAAACCUAACUUUUCAAAAACCAAAAAUCCUCUUAUCCUAAUCAAUCUUAAGCACGUCAAAAUGCGUUGGUAUAAAUGAACUCAAAAUUCCCAAAAUUUUGGUUCAUUUAUUAGACAAACCUGCAACGGCAACAACAACCAAAGAACAAUACAAUAAAUAAAUAAUGGCACACAUUUUAAUUUCCUCCCCUACCCCCCAAUCCAUCUCCAUUUCGACCCCCACAACUUGGAAUCUCAAAAUUUAUAUACUAACUGUGCCAAUCGAUUCAAGGAAUUUAUGUAAUGUAUGUAUGUAUGUAUUUUUAAAAGAUACUAUGACAAAUACUGUUAUUUAUUGCUGUUAUAAUAUAUAAUUGUAAUUUAGGUAAAUUAAAUGUACUAUGAUGACUUAUUUUUUUAAAAUUUAUUUAUAUUUUGCAUACUUUUAUGUUAAUUGUUUUUUUUCUCUCUUGUAUAAAAGCUAUGAUUUUUUUAAAAUAUUUUUAUGUAUUAAAUAUUGGGAAGUUUGGCUAAAUUGGUUUGAAAUAAUGCAGAAAAUGUUAAGAAAAUAAUGAAAAAAUCUUAACUGCCUAACAAACUAUGUCGGCCUAUUUUAAAUUUCUGAACUCGCUACCCUACUCCCAAAGACCUUUUAUUUGAGUAACAUAUUGUCUUGAUCGACACACCUACCCAUAUUGUCUCGAUCGACACACCUACCCAUAUUGUCACGAUCGACACACCUACACAUAUUGUCUCGAUCGACACUCCUACCCAUAUUGUCUCGAUCGACACACCUACCCAUAUUGUCUCGAUCGACACACCUACCCAUAUUGUCACGAUCGACACACCUACCCAUAUUGUCACGAUCGACACACCUACCCAUACAGUCUCGAUCGACACACCUACCUAUAUUGUCUCGAUUGUGACACACCUAUCCGUUUGGGGAAUUGGGUAGCCCCCACAUACACUUGAAG